Messenger RNA from Chenopodium quinoa (quinoa), 3050 nucleotides. Its product is annotated as NAC domain-containing protein 35-like. Gene Ontology annotation, molecular function: DNA binding. The transcript is spliced from 3 exons. Gene Ontology annotation, biological process: regulation of DNA-templated transcription. The coding region runs from base 201 to 1733 and encodes 510 amino acids. The record is from RefSeq and is a predicted model, not a curated record. NCBI's taxonomy places the organism in Eukaryota, Viridiplantae, Streptophyta, Magnoliopsida, Caryophyllales, Amaranthaceae.
UGUUGUUUACUUUGUACGGAAGUUGAAGUUUUUUUUUACCUUAAUAAUUUUCUCACUCCUAAAACAGUACAAUAACUCCUAGUAUAAAAGGCCAUCACUUUUUUCCUUGAAGUUCAUGAACUAAAAAAAAAUAGAAAAGAAGAUAACACUCUUAGUUUUUCUUAUUAGCUUUUUUUUUCUUAUUAUUUUGCCUUCCUUUUAUGGCAACUGCUACAACCAUGAAUCUCACUAACGUCGAUAUUAAUAGCAGCAACCACAACAACAGCAACAACGUUGGCAACAACAAUGACAAGCAGCAACAAGAUGAUCAACAACAAGGUGAUGACGAACACGAGCAUGACAUGGUCAUGCCCGGCUUCCGAUUUCACCCUACUGAGGAAGAACUUGUUGAGUUCUACCUUCGCCGUAAGGUUGAGGGCAAGAAAUUUAAUGUUGAACUCAUUACUUUCCUCGAUCUUUAUCGCUAUGACCCUUGGGAACUUCCUGCGUUGGCGGCGAUUGGGGAGAAGGAGUGGUUCUUCUAUGUUCCAAGGGACCGAAAAUACCGAAAUGGCGAUAGGCCUAAUCGAGUAACCACAUCCGGUUACUGGAAGGCAACCGGAGCUGAUCGAAUGAUACGAGGGGAGAAUUCCCGGCCCAUCGGCCUUAAAAAAACACUAGUGUUCUACUCCGGUAAAGCGCCUAAGGGUAUCCGAACUAGUUGGAUUAUGAACGAAUACCGCCUUCCCCAGCACGAAACUGAACGGUAUCAAAAGGCGGAGAUUUCGUUGUGCCGGGUGUACAAGAGGCCUGGGGUGGAGGAUCAUCCAUCAGUGCCGCGAGGGAGUAGCCUGCCCUCGAGGCUGUCAUCUUCAUCGAAAGCAACUUCGUCGUCUUCCGAGAGGAAGAACUACCAUAACGCCUUUAGAGCUCAGACAACUUGUUUACAACAACAAAUUGAGCACCCGCCGCCUCAAAUGGGUGACAAGGUAAGCGAGACUGAUGCUAGUAGUAGCACCGAAGUGGGGACCGCCCUUGGACUUUCUCACCACAGCUCGUACUCUGCGGUGAGUCCAUUGGUGGCCCCACAGCAAGCGAUAACUCCUCCACCACCACAACCACCAACACCAUCCUCCAUCGAGGUUAAUAGGAUGAUGCAGUUAUUAAAUGAUCAUAAUCCAAAUUUGAAGCAUCAUCAUCAUCACCAAGUAGUAGUGGGUGGAGGCGAAGGCGGUCAUGGUGUAAUUACAUCAUUGCCCUCCUCGCUUAACACCUCUAUAACUCAUCAUAAUCAUCCUACUCCUGGACUAGUUCAUCCGAAACAUCAUCAUCAGCCGAGUCUGGAAGAUAUUCAUAGAUUAGUCGAAUAUCAACAAGCUUGCAUCAACCACCAUUUCCAGCAACAACAACAGCCCCCGCCACAACAACCACAACAACAACAGCAUCAAUUCCAAUUCGAAGCUCUUAACAACGAUAACAACCCGAGCAGCAGUAAUAGUACUACUAAUAAUUUACCGUUUUUGUUCUCCAACUAUCUCUUUUCGCCAGCAGCACAACAAGCACAAGCAGCACUUGUUAACAACAAUCCUCCAACGGCUGCAGUAGGUGGUGGCUCGAGUAGUAGCAGUUUGCAGUUGCCUCCAGUCACAGUUGCUGGUGCUGGUGGUGGGCUCGCGUUUUCGGAGCGUUCAUUGUGGGAUUGGAAUCCAUACUCAGAGCCGAAUAGAGAUCACUUCAGUAACCUCUUCAAGUAACUUUUUACUUAACCGUAGUAGGUGCUUGCAUACUACAUAAAUGAUGAAGAGAGGCAUAAUUUAAUCAAGUACGCUUUUAUAAGUUUACAUUAAUUAAUUGCUUAAGUUAUGUGUUCUAUGAUCAUGUUUUAAUUAAGGUUUUUUCUAGUCGGAAUUUUAUAUAGGAGUAUAUGUCAAAGCAUUAUAAUAUGCUUUUUUUUCUUCUUAAUUAAUUAGUCACCCACUCUUAAAAGUUAAUUUGAUCAUAUAUUAUUGCAUUUUAUUUAAUUAAUCAUGCUUGAUAAAUGAUAACUAUUCAAAUUUUCUUAACAUAAUUUAGGGUUUACAAGCUAUAUUAUAGAUUAUGCAAUGAUUGCUAAACUCAUACUUUUUCUUAACAUUGUAUGAUACAAAAAAUGUUAAGGUAAAACUUAAUUGCACAUGUUAUUGAUAUAAGUCUUUGGAGUGAUAUGCUACUUUCGUCCUUUUUAUCUUUUUUCAUAUUUUGUUUCUGUUUUGGUACCAUCAAAUUAAAUCAAGUAAGAUUAAAUUACAACGACAAUUAUGACAAAUUAGUGAUUAAUUUGGUAUAAUCAUCCAUUUCAAAAUUUCAAAAUUUUCCUCAAGUUGGUGGGAUACCCUCGACGGGUUUCCUUUAGGUUCUGUGUUUAGUUGGUGGAAGAAUGAAAGUUAGAGGGUCAGCUAACUAAUUAACUAAACCCCAUAAAAUAAUAUUUUGUGUUACAGUUCUUAGCAUUUAUUGGUUAGUUUUAGAUUACUAACUUGGAAUCACACCCACUCUCUAGGAACUUUUUUCCCUCAUUUGGAAAUUGUUUCUUCUUGUUCCAGAAUUAUCACUGCUAUUUUCAGUAUCACUUCAUUUCUUACCUAACUUAUUGGCUUUGAUGAUUGAGUUUAUAUUACCUGAGCUUGUUUGCACAGUUAAUCAAAAAUCAUAUGGACUUACUCGAUUUUUCUAAAUUUUAAGAGUAAUUUUGUUAUGUAAGUCCCAUAAACUUGUGUCAAUUAGGCACAAAUAUACGUGUUUAAUUAGGUGAUUGUUAUCCAUAUAUGAAGUAUAAUCGAGAGAUGGCAUGUAAAUUUUUAUACGGGUGAUAUUAUUAUGAUGUUAUGGUAUUUUUUUAUAUAUAAGCAAAGGAUGACUUGAUAAGAGAGACAACUUGUUGGUACACAUAUAACUAUUUCAUGUACGGAUUAGACUAAUUUUGAGAAUGUUAAUAUAAUAGUGAUUGUUGGUCCUUUCAAGAAUAAUCACAUUUCAGUAAAAUUUUCGAUUCAGGUAUUGUUUUAUGUAUAUAUAACCACUGAUCAAUGAAA